Messenger RNA from Vigna radiata var. radiata (mung bean), 1010 nucleotides. RefSeq lists its product as uncharacterized. Bases 169 to 450 code for a protein of 93 amino acids. NCBI's taxonomy places the organism in Eukaryota, Viridiplantae, Streptophyta, Magnoliopsida, Fabales, Fabaceae. The record is from RefSeq and is a predicted model, not a curated record. The transcript has a single exon.
UCUCUUAUAUAUCCUCCAACUCUCUAUGUAACCCUCUAUCCUUCUUUACAUUUUUCUUGAAUCGUUUCAUUCAUCACAACACAACAAACCUUGAUUCCUCCUCUUUCUUCUCUCUCUUUUCUUUCAUUCACUCCUUUUGCAUAAGCACACUCUCAAGCUUUCUGCAAAAUGGGAAACUGCUUGAAAAGCCAAUCGUCUUGCAGAUAUGAAAGUGAUGAUGAUGAUGAUUGGAACUUUUUAGCAGAUAAGGGAUCUUUUGGUGCUAACACCACAACGGAGGUGAAGAUCAAGAUCACCAAGAAGCAGCUUGAGCAGUUGUUGAGCAAAGUGGACGUGAGGGACUUGAAGGUGGAGCAGGUUUUGUCUCAGUUGAUGGAUCACAGUGGAGGCUUCCAAUCACUUCAAAGGCCAUGGAGACCAGCACUUCAGAGCAUCCCUGAGGACAUUUGAGACCUUCAUAUAACUAUGUAGCUUGUUAGAGAUGUGAAGUUCAUGAAUUUGGAGUUGGAGAUGAUGAUGAUGAAAAAGAGAAUUGGCUUGUUGGGUCAAUCCUGAUUCUUGUGAUCAUCCUGAUGCAAGAGUUUUGAGGUUUACAUACUGUAUUUUAUAAGGGAAAACAAGGGUGCUUGCAGGUGCUUGUAGAUUUUGUUCUCUGUACAUACAAAACUAUAGGGAGUGCCCUUUAUGCUAUAUAUACUUUUUUAGGCUUGUUUCUUAGUUUUCUACUUUUCCAUUUUGUUCUUCAUAUUUCAUGAGUUUCUUGGAUGUCAGAUUAUUUGGGGAAAUGGAACGAGUAUACUUGAACACUUUUAUCAGAUAUAACACUGUUUUAUAAUCAGAAUUGAACUUAUUGUUAUUAAUCUGCAUUGAACUCUUAGAUAAGACAUAUAUGGCACUGUUUUUUAAUCAGAAUUUGAAUUUUACUCUUAGAUAAGACAUAUAUGGCAUUACUUCCAACUUAAACUUCAAUUUCGUUGUUUUGUUUUUCUCAUGGUGAAUGGUCUGCUGCA